This is a messenger RNA of Eublepharis macularius, 3936 nucleotides long. It is a transcript of the gene G3BP2, whose product is annotated as G3BP stress granule assembly factor 2. Gene Ontology annotation, molecular function: mRNA binding. Lineage: Eukaryota; Metazoa; Chordata; Lepidosauria; Squamata; Eublepharidae. The coding region runs from base 108 to 1556 and encodes 482 amino acids. Gene Ontology annotation, cellular component: cytosol; ribonucleoprotein complex. The record is from RefSeq and is a predicted model, not a curated record. The transcript is spliced from 12 exons.
CCCCGCCCCCUGCGCCCUCGGACGGCGGCGGCGACGACCCGGACCCGGCGGGCAGCGGCGGCGGCAGAGCGGAGGCGGCCCAGCCUUGAACGCUGCGUACCAAAGAAAUGGUGAUGGAGAAGCCAAGUCCGCUGCUUGUGGGGCGGGAGUUCGUGCGGCAGUACUAUACCCUACUAAAUAAAGCACCAGAUUAUUUGCACAGGUUUUAUGGCAGAAAUUCUUCUUAUGUCCAUGGUGGGCUGGAUGCCACCGGCAAACUCCAGGAAGCGGUGUAUGGCCAGUCUGACAUACAUAAGAAGGUGAUGUCCCUGCAGUUUAAUGAAUGCCGUACUAAGAUUCGUCAUGUGGACGCCCACGCAACCUUGAAUGAUGGAGUAGUUGUGCAGGUCAUGGGAGAGUUAACAAACAACGGGCAGCCGAUGCGGAAGUUCAUGCAAACCUUUGUUCUGGCUCCAGAAGGCUCUGUUCCAAAUAAAUUUUAUGUCCACAAUGACAUAUUCCGUUAUGAAGAUGAAGUAUUUGGUGAAUCUGAAGCUGAACUAGAUGAAGAAUCAGAAGAUGAAGUAGAAGAAGAGCAUGAAGAAAGGCAGCCAUCCCCUGAGCCUGCACAAGAGAAUACAGCCACUGCUUACUAUGAAAGUCACCCUGUAACGAAUGGAAUAGAAGAAACCUUGGAAGAAUCUCCUCACGAGCCAGAGCCAGAAUUAGAAUCUGAAUCAAAAACUGAAGAACUGAAAUCUGAAAUAGAAGAAAAGAACAUCGAAGAGCUAGAAGAAAAGUCUCCAUCCCCACCUCCUGUAGAAACAGUUUCUCUGCCACAAGAACCACCAAAGGCUUUCUCCUGGGCUUCAGUGACUAGUAAAAACCUGCCUCCCAGCGGAACUGUUUCUUCCUCUGGAAUUCCACCCCAUGUUAAAGCACCAGUCUCCCAGCAAAGAGUGGAAACAAAACCUGAAACCCAAUCCCAACCACUCCGUAUGCGUGAACAACGUCCAAGAGAGAGACCAGGUUUUCCUUCGAGGGGACCCAGACCAGGCCGAGGGGAUGUGGAUCAGAACGAAUCGGACAAUCGCCGAAUAAUUCGUUACCCAGAUAGUCACCAGCUCUUUGUUGGAAACCUCCCUCAUGACAUAGAUGAGAAUGAACUGAAAGAGUUCUUUAUGAGCUUUGGGAAUGUUGUAGAACUUCGCAUCAAUACUAAAGGUGUUGGAGGAAAACUCCCAAAUUUUGGCUUUGUGGUGUUUGAUGACUGUGAGCCAGUUCAGAAAAUUUUAUUAGCAAAACCCAUUAUGUUCCGUGGUGAGGUGCGCUUGAACGUCGAAGAGAAAAAGACUCGAGCUGCUCGUGAAAGAGAGACACGAGGUGGUGGUGAUGACCGAAGAGAGAUUCGCCGCAACGACAGAGGUCCUGGGGGUCCGCGUGGAAUAGUGGGUGGCGGAAUGAUGCGAGACCGUGAUGGGAGAGGGCCACUUCCGAGGGGCAGCAUGGCCCAGAAACUGGCCUCUGGAAGAGGAUCUGGGCAGAUGGAAGGCCGAUAUGCAGGUCAACGUCGCUGAAGACCCCGGUGCUGGCAGGCAGUCUUGGCAAUGAUACGUUAUUCAUCAUGUUUGCAUUCUUGUUAAUUUUUGGCUUUGGAAUGUAACACAGCCUUUUUGAUCAUUUCUUUUGAGGUGAGAAUCCUCCUUUGGUUACCAGUUAAAUUGAGGUGGACGUUCUUUCCCCUAGUCGCACAAAGAAGUCACGCUGUUAAUUUAUAAAUCUAGACUUGAGAUUAAAGACUGAGAAAUGACCAUUUAAGCUUUCUGCAACAAAAAUGGACUUAAAGGGCAUGUCCAAUUGAGUUAAGGUCCUUUCCGUUUCAGUAAAAACAAAAAUCGCUCUGCACAUUUUAAGCAUUCCUGUUUCUGCCUCUUGCAGUUGGAAACACAAAUAGUGCCGUUUGUGCAAUUGGAGAAGCUUGCCUUUUUUCCCUUUUAGAACACUCGGCUCCCAACAAACUUUUUUUUAUGGACUCAAAUGCACUGAUGGGGACUCGACUGAUUUUACAUUGACAUUUGUCAAAAACAGCAAGAAAAAAAGCUUGUGAAAUGAUGCGGGCAUCUGCUCUGCUUGCUGUGACCAAUGUGUGUGUGUUAACCAAACCUUAAUGAGACUCUGUUCCAGAAGGAAACCAUUUAGCUGUAAAUGCAAAUAUAAAACUUCAAAAAUCAUAGUACUGAAGAGUAAAUCUUAGAGCUCCCCGCCUCUCUCCAGUCCAGGGGUGGCUGCUGCUGAGCACGCUCCUCCUGCCCUGUCCCUUUCCUGUCAGCUGUGCCCAGCGAGAGGGUCUUGAGGUCUCAAGUGACGCGACGAGCAUGACGGUGCCUUCUAUUAAAUACAUCAUUCCAGGCUUGCUGGUGGUUUUGUACAGAACAGCGUCUGACUGGCUGUGCUGUAAAUCUUAACAGCUGUAAAAAUGUUUAUAUAAUCAUUGUAUUAAAAUUGCAGUGUCCUGACCAUGAAACAUUACUGGAAUAUUUGCUUAGCUCUGCAGUUAACAAGUUUUUGUUGUCUUGGGAGGAAGGAAUUACGAAGUACUCAGUGUGCUUUUCUGAGAAGUAGAGUUACAGAAGUGCGGUUCUGCGUUAAAGUCCAGAGUUAAUCAACAGCCUGAUUAAUAUAUAUUGAGCCUAAACUUGUUAACCCUGGGAUACUGCAGUUUUCAUAAGAGCAUCACAACUCCAGAGAUUUGCUAUCUCCAGUUUCUAAUUUUGCACAGCCCUUGAAUCGACUUUCAAGCCUCCAUGGCUCAGAUUUGUAAAAGCCGGGGUGACAACCUCUGGUGUAUUUUUUACUUGUGGAAUCUUGCAUUUCCAGGUUCCUGUUUGCAUAGAUAGCACAUUCCAGAAAACUACAAAUGUAGCAAGCACUCCUCCCCAGCUACACAUUGGAAAGCUCAGCAAGCGUCAAGCUUACUUUUGAGGAGGAGAGGCAAAAGUAUGCGACUACUCAAAACUACUUCUAAGCACGGAAGACCUCACUCUAAUGCCUAGGGCAGAGAAGCAUUUGUUCAGUGCGACAAUAUGCUAUUUUCUAUUGAAAUAGAAGCUUUUGCCUGCAUGUUGGGGAGAAACCAAGUUUGUAUCUUUCACCCCCCAAACUGAGGUCUUCCGUGUUUGAUGGUAAGUCUUGCACUAUUUUCAUACACUUUCUUGGACACAUUUCUGUUUCCUUUUAUUUUUUUAAUCUGUUGGGUAUGUUUUUGUGUUGAACCGUUUCAUUUUCAAGGGACACCUGGGAGUAUUGGACUUGAAUGCCUCACCCCCAAACAUGAGUUUGGCUGAAUUUGGAAGCUGAAUUUACACUGCCGUUCUCAAACAGCAGUUUUGCUGGCAAGUGUUUGUGUCCCUGGACUUUUGAGUGCUGUUGUGUUGCCCUGCCACCUCCUACGAAUACGGUGAAGUCAAAGAACACAGGAGAAUCUUCGGGGAAAAAGCUGUAACUGACAAUUAAAGGAGCUGUGGAGCCAUUCAGCUUUCUGGCUUGCUUCUUUAAAUGCCAUGAAAUGGCAAUAUUGGAAGCAUACACAGAAGUUUACAUGGUGACUGUUCACCUACUGUACUGUGGACUCAUAGUGUUUUUGUCCUCUUUUCAAUAAACAUACUUCUAGAAGAAAAAGCAACAGAACUCCUUGACAUUUACUGUUAAACUGCUAAUUUGUUGAGAUGGGUCGUAUUGCAGUUACACUCAAUUUCAACCAACUUAGCUUUAAUCAUCGUGGCUUUUAGUAGGUAUGCGAGACGGUGGACUCCCAUCUUCAUUGCUGCAAUGUGUUAAGCAUUAUAUGCCAGUAGAGUCUAGUUUAAUGGUUGCAGGUGGAAAGUAUUUUUGCUUUUAAGUUUCCAUUUUUGAUGUGUUUUGACUAAACAUACCAAUAAACUACUGAUGUCUGCAGCA